Molecule: messenger RNA, 1630 nt
Organism: Drosophila albomicans
Lineage: Eukaryota; Metazoa; Arthropoda; Insecta; Diptera; Drosophilidae
Exons: 2
Coding region: 59-1459 (466 amino acids)
Source: RefSeq, a predicted model, not a curated record
UCAAACUAGAAGCAUCAUUAUAACAUUUAAUAAAAUAUUCAUUGGAUUAUUCGAAAAUAUGGCUUCAGUUAAAGAUCAAGUGCUGUGGAACAACAGUCGCAAAUCAUGGCUGCUGUAUAUUUUCUUGAAACUCGUUUGUUUCCUCAAAUUGCCAUUCGCUAUUGCUGAUAAUGACGAUGGUGAAGUGCCGCAAACAAACAAUUUUUCGUCGAUGCUCAGCGUUUUAUGGGCCAUUCUAUUGGGCAUUUUAUUUUACUUGAUGUGGAAGAAAUACUUUGGUGUCGUCUUAAAUGCAAAUUUGGUACAAACCAAUUAUGAUGAACACAAUAAUAUACCUGAGGAAAUAAUUGAUGAACCAUGUGAUGAAAUGCGCGAUGGAAUACAAAAUGAGACAAAACAUGAAUUAUGCGAUGGACCUAUCAAUGAAAAACGUGAUGAUGAAUGCGAUAAAGCAAGCGACGAAAGAUUCAAUGCAAGAUUCAUUUGCAAUGAAACAAGCAAUGAAGCCGGACCGAAAGAAUUCAAUGAAAUACACAAUGAAGCAAGCAAUGAAGCCGAUGUAGUCGGACCGAAAGAAUGCAAUGAAAUACACAAUGAAGCAAGCAAUGAAGCCGAUGUAGUCGGACCGGAAGAAUUCAAUGAAAUACACAAUGAAGCAACCAAUGAAUUACGCGAUCGACCUAUCAAUGAAAAGCGUGAUGAUGAAUGCGAUAAAGCUAGCGACGAAAGAUUCAAUGCAAGAUUCAUUUGCAAUGAAACAAGCAAUGAAGCCGGACCGAAAGAAUGCAAUGAAAUACACAAUGAAACAAGCAAUGAAGCCGAUGUAGCCGGACCGGAAGAAUUCAAUGAAAUAUACAAUGAAGCACGCAACGAACUAGUCAAGAAAUCUCGGAAUGAAAAACUUAAUGAAAUUCGAUCGGAAUGCGAGAAAUCUGGCAAUGAGUUAAGCGAUGAUUCUCAAUGUGAGCAAUACAUCAAAUCGUCAUCAGUGAGCGGACUUCAAUGCCAAAGCAAUGUUGCUAGAGAUGAGCCGAUGUGCGAAAAGUUAUGCGAUGAUGAUUUGCCAUCAACAAGCAAUGAACGAAGCUUCGGAUCAAGCUCUGUAAUUGUCGAUGAUGAGCGUCCAUCAACAAGUCGCGGAAUUCAACGUUUGCGAGCAUUGCCAGUAUGCAUUGUGAAGCCAGUUGAUCGCAAUGGAAAUUCACUUGAUCGUAGUCAAGUUGAUUCCGCAACAAAUCGCAAUAAGCGACAGGAAUUAAAUGAUUUGCUUCGCACUCAUUCGAAUCGUAAUCUAAUCCGUCUAAUGAUAUUUCGUGCACGGCGAGUUAAGAAGAGAAGAGAGGCCCCCAUAGACAAGCCAUUUUGGAAUUGGGAAAUUGUUAUUAUAAUGUUUUUUUUGUAUUUCCUGUUCCUUGGAAUUUCAUUUUUAUGGCUUAAUAAGGGAUGCAAACAGGAUUGAUUUGAUUUGUGAAAAUGCAGAAAUGUGAAGCUCUUUUUUUCAUUUUGUUUAAUCCGAAUUUAACUUUGUUGUCCAUUUUUUGUUUUGCACUUUGCAUCUAGUCAAGAAAUGAAAACAAACAUUCGCAUAUGUCUAUCGAAAUGUUAUUAAAUGUGCGCUUCAGCAAAAAAA